Messenger RNA from Sitodiplosis mosellana (orange wheat blossom midge), 3125 nucleotides. Its product is annotated as MFS-type transporter SLC18B1-like. NCBI's taxonomy places the organism in Eukaryota, Metazoa, Arthropoda, Insecta, Diptera, Cecidomyiidae. Gene Ontology annotation, molecular function: transmembrane transporter activity. The record is from RefSeq and is a predicted model, not a curated record. Gene Ontology annotation, biological process: transmembrane transport. Bases 1166 to 2710 code for a protein of 514 amino acids. The transcript is spliced from 9 exons.
UAGGCCGAUGUUUAAACAAUUCUUUUGCACUUUUCCACACAUUCAAAGUGUUGCUUAUCAUCGUUCUUCAUAGCACAUUUCGGUUGUGUUAAUCUUCGACUCAAACACGCACGCUGCAACCAAAACAUUAUCUCUCGCUUCAUUCUUUGCCACUGCUGCGAAGGAAAGUGAUGCGCCCUUUGUCUCUGUUGCUCACGGUGAUAAUGCCCUUUGAAUGUAUUUGAUUAUUUUACAAAUCGACUUCGUUUCAACUGUGUAUACUCUUCUAAAUCAAAUCAGUUGUAAAGUUGUUAGUCUUGUGAACAGAUGUCCGAAGAAAUUCCGUCAAACAUCAAUAACAAUAACAACUUGAGCAAUAGACAAAUUGUCGCUGCAGCAUCAAACACUGAAUAAUUUUGACUGACGUUACGAAAAUUCAAUGUUUCAUUAAUUGAUUAAGAAUUCUCAACGAGUUUGUGAAGUAAAAUUUGAGUUAUUUUUUGUUUUGUUUUUGUUUGAAAGACAUUUUUGUGCAAAUUAACUGCAAGUGACCCAAUAAACUCUGUUCAAAAUUGACCACCAGUUGCUGUUUGAACUUUUCUCAAAAUGACAAAUCGUAAAUUUUUCUUCGAACGAUAUUUAAUUUUCAAUUACUUAUCAAAUUUUUCCACAUAGACUGUUAAAACCAAAAAUAAAAAAUUUGCAACAUCGAAACGGCACUUCACGAUAAUGGUAUUAUCGUCCAAAAUACAUCUCAACCGAGAAACAGUUGGAAUGUAAGAAUUUCACGGAAGACUGUAGCAACAUUUAUUCGAAGCGACUUUUUUGGCAACGGUGGCGAAUUUUUUGUUUAAAUAAGUUGAUGUGAUAUUUAUGAAAUAGUGACUUAUCUAAACAUUGUUGUAAAAAAUACUACGAUAAUUUCGAAAAGUGCUCGCAAUUAAGUAUAACUAAAGUUCCUUAUGUGUACAUGUGUAUGUGUGUUUUAAAUGCCAUUGUUGAAUGACCUCCAGGAUCAAACGAUUUAAUCUUCAAACGUUUCGCAUUUUUUUUUUCCCGCGCAUAAGAAUUAUCAACUCUUAUGUUUUUUGCCAGUCCAAAUCAAAAGUAUAAACACAUUUGAAGUCAAAAAAAAAAUCAAGUAGCAAAUAGGAACAAGCGACUGACAACACAACCGUGCGUCAUCAUGCGAAAUUUUCUACCCAAAUUUACAAAACGUCAAUGGCUUACAUUAAUCAUCAUUGGGCUCGCUGAUUUUUGCAAUGCAAUCUGCGUUAGUCUACAGGCUCCAUUCUUUCCUCAAGAAGCAGAAAAGAAAGGCUGCACUGCAACUGAGUAUGGAUUGGUAUUUGGUGUGUUCGAGUUAAUUGUAUUUUUUGUAUCGCCGCUCUACGGUCAAUAUCUGAAUAGCAUAGGACCAAAAGUAUUAUUCAACGGUGGUAUUUUCACUACCGGCACUUCAGCCAUUGUCUUUGGUUUGCUCGACAAAGUUCAGGGACACAGCCUAUUUAUUACAUUAGCCUUUUUAAUUCGAAUCAUUGAGGCGCUUGGCAACGCAGCAUUCCUAACAGCAUCGUUUGCUAUCAUCGCAAAGGAAUUUCCUGAUAAUGUGAGCGUCACAUUCGCCUCGCUAGAAACAUUCUUUGGAUUGGGUUUGAUUGUGGGUCCAAUGGUUGGUGGUUUUCUAUAUCAAUUGGGUGGCUUCUUUUUGCCAUUUAUCACGCUCGGUUUGCUGCUAUUUUUAACGGCCGCUAUCACUUUAUUCGUACUGCCAAAACACAAUCAAACGCUACAGCACGGACAAUCAAGUGCUUCAAUACUGUCUCUGUUGAAAACUCCAGGAAUUCUCGUCUGUUCAAUGAGUAUAAUGGGAGCUAGUGCUUCAAUUGGUUUCCUUGGUGCUACGCUCGAACCGCAUCUUCGUCAAUUUGAUUUAAGCCCGGUUCUACUUGGAAUCGUUUUCAUUAUAAAUGGUGGAUUCUAUGCAGUUACUGCACCCAUAUGGGGCUGUAUGGUAGAUAAAUUUUUGCAUCCAAAGUUAUCCGCUUUAAUCGGAAGUACGUUAAUCGCUACUGCCUUUUGUUUAAUUGGACCAGUGUCAUUUCUGCCAAUUGAAACUACUCUUGGCUUAGUAAUCACCGGAUUGGUGAUGCAUGGCUUUGGCAUAGCCGCUGUGUUGGUAGCCAGCUUUGCGGAUGCUCUACGAAUAGCAAUACGCUGUGGUUUCUCAAAUGGUAUCGGAACAUAUGGUUUAGUAUCUGGAUUAUGGACAUCAACGUUUGCAUUUGGCGCAUUUUUUGGGCCGUCGGUUUCGGGUUUUCUUUAUGAUUCAAUUGGUUUUCGCAAAGCGGUGCUUUUCAUUAUAACACUUCAAGCUGUCGUCGGUAUCAUCGUUUUGAUAACAAUUUUCUUUGAAAGAAAACCCCAACCGUACAAGGAGCUUAGCGUGACGGAACCACUAUUACGAGUUCAUGACUCAUUCUACAGUGAUAAAACCAAAUUCGGAUCGAACAAUUUGAACGGAAGUACGAUGUCAAUCGAUCAACAACACACUUGUCCCAUGACGAAUGUUAUGGUAUGCAGCGGUCUGAAUCACAAAAACUGUCAAUCAUGGUCGAGCCGUUGCGAGCAAAAUGGCUUUUUAUCACGAAAUGGCCCAUACUAUGGAAGUUGUGGUGAGGGAAUUCCACAAAGAGUCCCGUGUUCAAUGGAACGAGAAACAAUUGCUUAAACAUUGCCAUCAACUUAAAAAUGAUGAUGGUACGUGUCGUGGGAAAACAGAACAAUUAAACAAAAUGCAUCGGAACUGCAUUCCAAAUUUAGCCAUCUAAUGUGAGCAAUUGUUUCAAUUCAUCUAUGUAUCACUCAUAUUGUUUUAGUUUUACUCUUCGACAUCUUGACCGAAUUGUACAUGACAAAUUAAAUUCUUUUUCCAUACACAUCUCUUUGCAAUACACUUCAACGAAAACCUAAUUUAUUCGCCUGAAAUGAUACAUCAAAAUCAAUUGCGACAAUUUUGUUUUACUUUUACUUUAUGUUAUACUGUUUAUUGUUAAUCAAUGUAUACUUCAUGAACCAUGUUAAUCUAACUGAAAGUCUGAUAAAUAAAUGUAGCGAAAUUUAAGAAUGUUGAUCAUUCAAUCAAA